CGGCACCCGAUGCAAACGCGCGACCUUGCGACCGACGACGCUCGCCCGAGCCCGAGAAGAGUCGAUUUUCGCCGCUGUGUUAAGCCCCGCGGACCCGCUGUCCCCCCCCCUCUCGCCCGACUCCCGGAAUUCCACUUUUCAAAUUUUCUUUGCGAGACGAUCUUCGCACCUCAUUUUUUUCUCCUCCCACCUCCCGAGUUCUUUUACCGAGUUACCGAGUUUCGUUUAUCGCGAUGAAGCAGUACUCGACGCGCAUACAUUUUAACGAGCGUGCUUGUGCGCGCGCGAGUGUUUACGUGAAUAGACGUGUAAGUGGAUCGCUCACAGACGUGUGUACGCGCGUCCGCUCACGCAUAUGAAAAACUUGCCGUAUCUCUGUCACGAUCAUCGUGCGUUAAUCUCGAUGAGAUAUCACAGUGUUGCGAUAACAUAGGGGAAGUCAAGACACGAAGGAAGAAGAACAUACGCGAGGGCUUGAGUGAAGCGAAGACUCGUUAGAAGUAUCGCGCGGCGAAACCAGGCAGGCACGGGUAUUCCCGGACCGCGUGCGAUUUCGCUCUAACGUCGUUACAUUGUUGGAUGUUCGCGAGGAGAAUAAUCCGCUAGCUUGUCCGCCUCCGCUUUGCGUCAUCGCUCGUAAACACCGAGUUGUCGCUCGUUCUGCGAAAUGCAACUUUCGGCGAACCGACGAACCAGUCUCGAUCGUUACCGACAGCGAUUGUUUCACGAACUCGUUUUCUUCCUUUCCUCCUCUCCUCGUGGACGGCAAAUCGACACGCGAGCGUGCCGAUGUACUACCUCUGCCCAUUAUAUUACUAACUCGCGCAUGCUAAGAUAAUUUAUCUGAUAAUUGCUGCGCGAUUCGAAGAAACGGUACAUUUCCCCCCGGAGAUGGACCGCCGAGAUAAUGCAGAUAAGGUGAUAUCCGGGUAUUUUUUUCGUCAGUAUCGGCGCGUAAAUCGCCAAGGGCUCCUGGGCGCGCGCUCUCUUUUUUCAGAUGUCCAUGAGUCAUCGAGCAAAAACGUGAACCGCGAACUUUCUCGAUUCUGCGCCUUGCAGCCUCUUUAGCUAUGUUGCUUUUCUUCUUCGUUCCCUUCUCCUUUCUCUCCUUAUUAAUCCUUCCCGCACAACGGAGGAAUUGCGCCUCGACGAGCUUGACCGGACGGUUUUAACAGAUUACCAGGUUUUCACAGGGAGAUUUCAAAUACUCGAGUCUUCUUCGGGCGGCAACAACACGCGUCUAAAACAAAACCGAAAAGAUGACAACUUGGCAAAGCACACCUGGUGCGGGGUUCUAUCCGGGGCAACAAGGUUACCCUCCGCAGAACCCCGGCUAUCCGCCACAGAAUCCCGGAUACCCGCCGCAGAAUCCCGGAUACCCGCAACAGGAGAGCUACAACCCAGGAUACCCACCGCCUUACUCCGGAGGAGUGCCGCCAGGUCCGGGAUUCAUACCACCGCCGGGUGUUCCACCCUACGGUCAAGGACCGCCACCAGUUGGUCCGGAAUUCGGAGCACCGACAGGUCAAUCAGGAAUGUACGGGUCCGGUUACGCGGAAGAUCCUCUGCAAGAUGAGGUCAAAGGGUUCGAGUUCAACGACAAGAGCAUCAGGAAUGGCUUCAUCAGAAAAGUGUACAGCAUCCUGAUGUGCCAGCUGCUCAUUACGCUCGGUAUGAUCACGCUGUUCGUCUACCAUACACCAACGCAAAGAUGGGUACAUAGCCAUAGAGAACUGUUCUGGGUCUGCUUCGUUGUGACCAUCGUCCUGAUCAUAUGUAUGGCUUGCUGUACCAAUGUGAGACGCAAGGCUCCGAUGAACUUUAUAUUCUUGUUCCUGUUCACGGUGGCAGAGGCCUUCUUACUAGCCACGGCAGCCUCGAGCUACGAACCCGACGCGGUCAUGCUGGCGGUCGGGAUCACUGCGGCAAUUUGUCUGGGCUUGACAAUAUUCGCGUUUCAGACGAAGAUCGAUUUCACCGGACUGUCCACCGUUCUGUUUGUCGCUGUGCUCGUCUUGCUUAUCUUCGGCAUAAUCGCCAUGAUCUGGCACGGGAAGAUCAUGACACUGGUUUACGCGUCGCUCGGUGCGCUAAUAUUCUCCCUGUACUUGAUCUACGACACGCAAAUGAUGAUAGGCGGCAAGCACAAGUACUCCAUCUCUCCGGAGGAAUAUAUCUUCGCCGCGUUGAGCCUGUAUCUAGAUGUUAUCAACAUCUUCAUCUACAUUCUAACUAUUAUCGGCGCUUCGCGAGACUAAUCGCUGUCAGUUCCAAAUCAUCAUUUUUGACUCAUUGUGUUAUAACCGAGAUACACACACACAGUCAGCUUUUAUCCAUCGCCGUCCUACUCUCGUGGCUCUCUGCAGCCAACGUCGUCACCGUCGCGAGAGCGCAUUGUAGGCGAGCGAACGAUAAAGUGUAAAGAGGCAGUAUUGGCGAGACUUUCAUUUCUACGAAGUGAUAGCUUUUACAAAUUUUCAAAGAUUAAUGUACACGAGCACGCUUAAAUUCAAAGCCUUUUGUCUAGUCCCGUAAGAUAAAACAAAGCAUCUCCUGUUGUCUCGGGGAGGGACCUGAUACCAAUUCUAACAAUUGCUAGUAACGUAUAAUAUGUUUCAUAGUUGUUAUUGUUACGAUCGACAAUCGUUUGGACUUCAUUUUGGUUAAUAUAAUAUACGUAUAUCGUCAGAGUUUCUUACAAGAAUGACCGUCGAGAAUUAGACGCGUCCCCUUAUUUUCUUUGAAAAACACUUAUCCCUUUUUUUAGAUUUCAGUGUGAUCGAUAAGUGUAUACGUCUAAUUGAAACUAUUAAUAUAUAAUAUAAUAUAAUUAAUAUUACAAAUGUAUAUUACAUGUCUAGUAUAAUAUAAGUCCGACAUUAGUUAUAGUAUAUUAUAUCGGCUGUAAAACUCCAGCAUCCCAAAGGACAAUUUUACAUCGGUUAUCAAUAUAUAUAUAUAUAUACAUAUACACGUAUACCUAGAAAGUUGAGAUUGUGUUUAUUCUUUGUUCAUGUUUGAAUAAUAAAACAUACAAUUAUUCUCCAGUA
Harpegnathos saltator (Jerdon's jumping ant) is the source of this 3050-nucleotide messenger RNA. It is a transcript of the gene Lfg, whose product is annotated as Glutamate NMDA receptor-associated protein 1 lifeguard. Gene Ontology annotation, cellular component: membrane. The transcript is spliced from 6 exons. The coding region runs from base 1260 to 2258 and encodes 332 amino acids. The record is from RefSeq and is a predicted model, not a curated record. NCBI's taxonomy places the organism in Eukaryota, Metazoa, Arthropoda, Insecta, Hymenoptera, Formicidae.